Molecule: messenger RNA, 294 nt
Organism: Arabis nemorensis
Lineage: Eukaryota; Viridiplantae; Streptophyta; Magnoliopsida; Brassicales; Brassicaceae
Source: the annotation of a GenBank genome assembly
AUGUUUGCGCACGGAGGAAUCAAAGCUGAAGAUAAGGAGUUUGUUGUGUUGAUAGAGUUGUUUAUGAUGCAACUGCUUAAACUAGCCGAGGGAGAUCUUAAAUUGCAGAGGAAAAAAGAGGUCUGUCGAGUUCAGAGCUUUGUGGAAUCGUUGGACAAACUGAGGGCGAGAAACCACGACAUGAGCCGCAGUGCAAACCCAAGGGAUCAGGAAUUGCCAGGUCCCGGGAAGUCCGUACUUUUCUUUUGCUCCAAAGACUUCAACAAUCAUAACACAACAGUGGAAACUGUUUGA